UUGGCUUCCGGCCCUUCUAGCUUACGGGUCCGGAUGGAAUUGGGCCCGAGCUGUGAUAACCUUGGCGGCUGUUCCGGGCGAGCUGGCCUUGGAGGUAGCGGCGGGGGCUCAUUGUCUGCCCGAGUUCGCCGGGGCUGCAUCCUGCGCGGCCCCAGUGCCCUGAGCUUCCAUUCCCCUCUCCGCCUGUGUGCCCGCCCGUCCCCGGCCCCGUGUCCAGCGGGCAGCAUUCCCUGAGUCCCACCGCCACGGUUCGCCCCUCAGCCCCGCGCUCAGGCUGCUGGCGGAGGAAGAAGCCCGGGCGCGGUUUGCUCUGGGGCCGCGGACGCGGGGGACGCCGAGGUGUCUGUUAAUUAGUUGAAACAAAAAUAAAUAUGGCCUUCUACAGCUAUAAUUCAGUAUUAGCUAUUUUCUGGACAAGGUUCCCUAGCCAUUUUGUCUGUUCUGCCUGCACCCCUUACUUCCCAUCACUUGCAUUUCUUCAUGUGCCAGAGCCUCAUUUAAGUAAGACCUAUAUGAAAAACUAUGGAAGCAGGAAGUACUCCUAUCCCAGUCAGUCAAGCAAUAAAAUUCUUCACUUACAGACUAGACUAACACAAAAGCUACACACAUCCACUUGCUGGCUACAAAAGGUACCUGAUAAACGUCAGCCGGAGAAAACCCCAGGAAAUUCAAAGGUGACAAACCCUCAGCCCACAGAAGAAACUGGAACAAAGAUUAAAGAAGGAAAGAAAUCUUUGUCACAAAAAAUCAUGGAUGAACUUAAGUAUUAUUACAAUGGAUUUUAUUUACUUUGGCUUGACACUAAAGUUGCUAUCCGAAUGGUUUGGAAGCUGCUGCAUGGACAAGUGCUGACCAGGCGAGAGAGGCGGAGGCUGUUGAGAACUUGUGCUGAUUUCUUCCGCUUGGUUCCAUUUAUGGUGUUCAUAAUUGUACCCUUUAUGGAAUUCUUGAUACCAGUAUUUUUGAAGCUCUUCCCAGAAAUGUUGCCAUCUACUUUUGAAAGUGAAUCCAAAAAGGAAGAAAAGCAGAGAAAGAAAAUGGCUGCAAAGUUGGAAAUAGCGAAAUUCCUUCAAGAAACAAUGACAGAAAUGGCGAAGAGGAACAGAGCCAAGUUGGGAGAUGCCUCGUCACAGUUUUCCUCCUAUGUCAAACAGGUCCAAACAGGCCACAAGCCCAGCACGAAGGAGAUUGUUCGCUUUUCUAAACUCUUUGAGGACCAGCUAGCACUGGAACAUUUAGAUCGACCCCAGCUGGUUGCCCUCUGCAAGCUGCUGGAACUGCAGGCCUUCGGAACCAACAAUUUGCUCCGUUUUCAGCUCCUGAUGGCACUGAAGUCUAUAAAAGCAGAUGAUGAACAGAUAAUUGCCAAUGAAGGAGUGAAGGAUUUGAGUGUGUCAGAACUACAAGCUGCCUGCAGGGCCCGAGGGAUGAGAUCACUGGGCCUUACUGAAGAACAGCUUCGACAACAGCUUUCAGAGUGGCUGGACCUCCAUCUAAAGGAGAAUGUCCCUCCUUCUCUUUUGCUCCUGUCACGUACCUUCUACCUGAUAGACGUGAAGCCAAAGCCAGUUGAAAUACCACCAAGUAUAGAGGCUCCCAAGACAAGCUCGGCUGUGGAAUCAUCUACUUCCCCUGAGUUCCAAGAGGGCGUGGCGAAUUCUGCGCCUCAGCAAACGGGAAAGAAGGCCAAGUCACCGAAGACCUCACAGAACAGCAAGGCUAAUUCGAAAGGAGCUUAAGAACUGCCUGAGGAUGGAGCUUGCUUUCUCUAGCCACUGGCCCUUGGCAGUGCGUCCAUGAAGGAUCUCCAGCUAAGACUCUGUGUUCGGUUUGAGGUAGAGGGCCAGCCAUUCAGUCUUUGGGAGGUGAUGCCGGCAGUGACACCAAGCUCAGACCACUCAGAGACAUGGAACUGCUUCUACUAAGUCUGUACAUUGUGUCAUCCUACUAAACUGUGUGAAGCCCAUCCCCA
Jaculus jaculus (lesser Egyptian jerboa) is the source of this 1972-nucleotide messenger RNA. RefSeq names its product leucine zipper and EF-hand containing transmembrane protein 2 (gene Letm2). The coding region runs from base 372 to 1739 and encodes 455 amino acids. Gene Ontology annotation, cellular component: mitochondrial inner membrane. Lineage: Eukaryota; Metazoa; Chordata; Mammalia; Rodentia; Dipodidae. Gene Ontology annotation, biological process: intracellular monoatomic cation homeostasis. The transcript has 10 exons. The record is from RefSeq and is a predicted model, not a curated record. Gene Ontology annotation, molecular function: ribosome binding.